Dunckerocampus dactyliophorus (ringed pipefish) is the source of this 1958-nucleotide messenger RNA. It is a transcript of the gene rnf113a, whose product is annotated as ring finger protein 113A. Gene Ontology annotation, molecular function: metal ion binding. NCBI's taxonomy places the organism in Eukaryota, Metazoa, Chordata, Actinopteri, Syngnathiformes, Syngnathidae. Gene Ontology annotation, biological process: snoRNA splicing. The record is from RefSeq and is a predicted model, not a curated record. The transcript has 11 exons. Gene Ontology annotation, cellular component: U2-type spliceosomal complex. Bases 148 to 1116 code for a protein of 322 amino acids.
GGUUAAAACACACCUUUUCCGGUGUUUCGUUUCAAAAUAAAACACCAUUGGUAUUUAUUUCCGGUGUCAUGCAAGCGAAACCUUCCCCUCCUUUAUGGGGCGCUGUGGCGAAAGAGCUCGCUGUGUUUACAUGAAGCGGAUGGCAAGAUGGCGGAGGCAGAGAAGUCUAAAGAGGGCUCUUGCACUUUCUUGUUCAGAAAAUCCACAAAGAAAUUCUCAGGACGGAAAAGGCAAGCCAGUGACAGCGACAAAGAUGGCAACAGUGACGAAGACCAGAGCUCUGUGGUCAGAAGGGACACGAAAGAAAAACGAAUGAAUCCGAUGAUUCAAAAGUCCAAGAAAGUGGAGAAGGAGGCUGUAUCUUCCAGUGAAAGUGGUGAAGACAACGAGGACAAGAAGAUAACUGUGUCCUACAAGUCCUCACGCUCCGCUAAACCAGAAGGCCCAGAGGACAUGGGUGCGACAGCAACAUACCAAUUGGACACAGAGCGAGACAAGGAUGCUCAGGCCAUCUUUGAGAGGAGCCAGAAAAUCCAGGAGGAGCUGGAGGGCAAAGAGGACGAUAAAAUCUACCGUGGCAUCAACAACUACCAGAAAUAUAUCAAACCAAAAGACACCACCAUGGGCAACGCAUCCUCAGGCAUGGUCAGGAAAGGCCCGAUCCGAGCCCCUGAACACCUGCGAGCCACAGUCAGGUGGGACUACCAGCCAGACAUCUGCAAAGACUACAAGGAGACGGGUUUCUGCGGUUUUGGAGACAGCUGCAAGUUCCUUCACGACAGGUCCGACUACAAGCACGGCUGGCAGAUCGAAAGGGAGCUGGAGGAGGGCAGAUACGGCGCAAACGAAGAGGAGAACUAUGAGGUGAGCAGUGAUGAGGAGGACCUGCCCUUUAAGUGCUUCAUCUGCAGGGAGUCCUACAAGAGUCCCAUCAUCACAAAGUGCCGCCAUUACUUCUGUGAGGCCUGCGCUCUUCAGCAUUACCGCAAGUCCAAGCGCUGCUACGUGUGCAACACUCAGACCAACGGCGUCUUCAAUCCAGCCAAGGAAUUGAUGGCAAAGAUAGAGAAACGCAAAGCCGCCGGCGAUCUGCCACCAUCAGAUGAAGAAGAUUAGCUUUCCCUCGUUGUCCCCUGCUGUCUUUGUCUGUGUACAUUUUGAAUAAAGUUGUAUUUUGUAGAAAAGAAACAUCUUAGCUGUGUGGACCUGUCAAGUGGAAACAUCACUUUAUUGUCAGGUUCAGCUUGCAGCACUAAGCUUUGCCCCCGCUGUCAAGCCAAUGUAACAUUCAUGCACACGGCCAUUUAGGGACAUGCAUACGCAUGCGGACUCCUCCGGAAGUUUUCAAGUUUGAGGUGACGACUUGCUGUCACAGGCUAUGAUGAGUGAGUAUUAGAGCGUCUCCUGUUGGAUUUUGUGAGCAAACAUCAGAAACCUGGUGACGUCAAAAGCAGCAAUGUGGCGAUUGUCCAGGUCUUAACCUCCAAGCAGAGUAAUGUUGAUUUCUUUACACGGAGCAACGCGACAGAAAUGUCUCUCCUCGCUAACGUCAGAAGUCCCAGUCGUCCACAUCCAGAUGGCUAAGACCUGAUUCCAGACUGGCCAGUCCAGACGGGGAGGGCUGCAGCUGGGAGCUCUCCGAGCUACUGAUGGGCGAGGCGGGCCUCAAGAGUUCGGGCAGCGCCUCUGAGGGACGCCUCUUGAUCUGAAAGAAACAUAAUCACUAAACUUUGGUUUUCAAAUGCCCCAGUUUUCCUAUGAUUUGGUUUUUGCCCAGAAUAUUUUUUCCUACAAUAUUGUGUGUAACAAACUAUUCUGUUCUCAGCAUUUACCUGUCAUUCCUCAGAAUGGAGUGCCCAAACAAAGCACCCUACAUGUUAUUGAAUCGCUGCCUGUGCAUUUUUUAUUGAGUGCGUCUACUCAAUAACCCAACACGGGGCCAAAGAAAAGAAAGUUGC